UUCCUGGAACCGGUCCUGCAUUUGUAACACAGCCAAAAUGCUCCACUGACUGCAGUGGGCAUUAUUUGUAUGAGUAAGGACUACAGGACUAGGCACCCUAUAGCAGCAGUCUCUCCAGAGUGUAACCUCCUGCCUGAAUGUUGUUCCUAUUAGCCCUGGUCUACACUAGGACUUUAGGUCAAAUUUAGCAGCGUUAAAUCGAUGUAAACCUGCACCUGUCCAUACGAUGAAGCCCUUUAUUUCGACUUAAAGGGCUCUUAAAAUCGAUUUCCUUACUCCACCCCUGACAAGGGGAUUAGUGCUGAAAUCGGCCUUGCCGGCUCGAAUUUGGGGUACUGUAGACACAAUUCGAUAGUAUUGGCCUCCGGGAGCUAUCCCAGAGUGCUCCAUUGUGACCGCUCUGGACAGCACUCUCAACUCAGAUGCACUGGCCAGGUAGACAGGAAAAGAACCACGAACUUUUGAAUCUCAUUUCCUGUUCGGCCAGUGUGGCAAGCUGCAGGUGACCAUGCAGAGCUCAUCAGCAGAGGUGACCAUGAUGGAGUCCCAGAUUCGCAAAAGAGCUCCAGCAUGGACGGAACGGGAGGUACGGGAUCUGAUCGCUGUAUGGGGAGAGGAAUCCAUGCUAUCAGAACUCCGUUCCAGUUUUCGAAAUGCCAAAACCUUUGUCAAAAUCUCCCAGGGCAUGAAGGACGGAGGCCAUAACAGGGACCCGAAGCAGUGCCGUGAGAAACUUAAGGAGCUGAGGCAAGCCUACCAGAAAACCAGAGAGGCAAAUGGCUGCUCCGGGUCAGAGCCCCAAACAUGCCGCUUCUAUGAUGAGCUGCAUGCCAUUUUAGGGGGUUCAGCCACCACUACCCCAGCCGUGUUGUUUGACUCCUUCAAUGGAGAUGGAGGCAACACGGAAGCAGAUUUUGGGGACAAAGAAGAUGAUGAUGAUGAUGAGGUUGUAGAUAGCUCACAGCAAGCAAGCGGAGAAACCAGUUUUCCCGACAGCCAGGAACUGUUUCUCACCCUGGACCUGGAGCCAGUACCCCCCGAACCCACCCAAGGCUGCCUCCUGGACCCGGCAGGCGGAGAAGGGACCUCCGCUGCAUGUGUUUCAAUGAUCACAGGAUCUUCUCCUUCCCAGAGGCUAGUGUAGAUUAGAAAGAAAAAAAAAACGCACUCAUGAUGAAAUAUUCUCUGAGCUCAUGCUGCCUCCCACACUGACAGAGCACAGAUGAAUGCGUGGAGGCAAAUAAUGUCAGAGUGCAGGAAAGCACAAAAUGACCGGGAGGAGAGGUGGCGGGCUGAAGACAGGACUGAAGCUCAAAUGUGGCGGCAGCGUGAUGAGAGGAGGCAGGAUUCAAUGCUGAAGCUGCUGGAGGACCAAACCAGUAUGCUCCAGUGUAUGGCUGAGCUGCAGCAAAGGCAGCUGGAGCACAGACUGCCACUACAGCCCCUGUGUAACCAACCGCCCUCCUCCCCAAGUUCCAUAGCCUCCUCACCCAGACGCCCAAGAACGCGGUGGGGGGGCCUCCAGCCAACCAGCCACUCCACCACAGAGGAUUGCCCAAAAAAACAGA
Molecule: messenger RNA, 1568 nt
Organism: Caretta caretta (loggerhead turtle)
Lineage: Eukaryota; Metazoa; Chordata; Testudines; Cheloniidae
Product: myb/SANT-like DNA-binding domain-containing protein 7
Source: RefSeq, a predicted model, not a curated record